AUGAAGGAGCAGCAACAGCAGCAGCAAAAGCAACAGCAGCAACAGCACCAUCAGCACAGGGCAACCCAGUGUAACCACUACAGUCAAUGCCAGCAGCAGCAGCAGCAGCAGCAGCAACACCAGCAGCAGCAACAGCAACAGCAGCAACAGCAGCAGCAGCAGCAGCAACAGCAGUACAGUGUAUGUUAUACUCUUCGUAUCAGCAGGGCAACCCAGUGUAACCACUAUAGUCAAGGCCAGCAGCAGCAACACCAGCAGCAGCAACAGCAACAGCAACAGCAGCAGCAGCAGCAACAGCAGCAACAGCAGCAGCAGCAGCAGCAGGGCGUACAGCUGGUAGGUGCACACAACUGCUGCUGGCGGCAUGUCGGUGCAGCAGCAGCAGCAGCAGCAGCAGCAGCAGCAGGAGGGGCAGAUCAGCGACUGUUGCUGCCGCUGCAGCAGCAGCUGCAGCAGCAGCAGCUGCAGCAGCAGCAAAGGGCCCCUUCUGUCUCCCAAUGCAGCUUCAAUACUAAAAAGAGGGCCAUCAAAGAGGAGACAAAGACAGCAGCAGAAGACACGGAGACACCGCAGCAGCAGCAGCAGCAGCAGCAGCAGCAGCAGCAGAACAGCAGCAGCAGCAACAGCAGCAGCACAGAGACUGAAGAGGAGCAGCUAGAAAGGAGGGUGCCAGCAGACAAGGAUUAUGGCUCCUUAGAUCACCGCUGGGGGUUACUGCUGCUGCUGCUGCUGCUGCUGCUGCAGCUGCUGCUGCUGCUGCUGCUGCUGUUGCUGCUAGGGAAGCAGCUAAGGCAACACCACAACCCCACCAGGCAGCAGCAGCAGCAGCAGCAGCAGCAGCAGCAGCGGCGGUGGCGGGUGUUGCUACGCGAGCAGCAGCAGCGUGUCUAUGCAGUAACAAUAUAA
Messenger RNA from Eimeria mitis, 906 nucleotides. RefSeq lists its product as uncharacterized. The coding region runs from base 1 to 906 and encodes 301 amino acids. The transcript is spliced from 5 exons. The record is from RefSeq and is a predicted model, not a curated record. Lineage: Eukaryota; Apicomplexa; Conoidasida; Eucoccidiorida; Eimeriidae.